AUGCAGGCUCCGGUGGUGGUGAUGAACACCAACUCUGGUGACAGACAGGUCGGUCGCAAAGCUCAACUGUCGAACAUUACCGCUGCAAAGACCGUUGCGGAUAUCAUUCGGUCAUGUCUAGGUCCCAAGGCCAUGCUGAAAAUGCUUCUGGACCCUAUGGGGGGAAUUGUCCUUACCAACGAUGGACAUGCUAUUCUUCGAGAAAUCGAAGUGUCGCAUCCCGCCGCGAAGAGCAUGAUUGAACUCAGCCGUACCCAGGACGAGGAAGUCGGAGACGGAACUACGACCGUUAUCAUUCUUGCCGGUGAAAUGCUUGCCCAGGCCCUUCCUCAGCUCGAACGUAACAUCCACCCCGUCGUGAUCAUUUCCGCUUUCAAACGUGCCCUGGCAGAUGCGCUUGCUAUCGUGGAGGAGGUCUCGCUGCCUGUGGAUAUUGAUGAUGACAAGGCUAUGUAUACCCUGAUCAAGUCAUCCAUCGGAACAAAGUUCGUCUCUAGAUGGUCGGAUCUGAUGUGUGGGCUGGCAUUGAGGGCAGUCCGCACUGUGUCCUUCGAUGCUGGCGGUGGAAAGAGGGAAGUCGAUAUUAAGCGAUACGCCCGUAUUGAGAAGAUCCCCGGUGGCCAAAUUGAAGACAGCGAGGUUAUCGACGGUGUAAUGGUUAACAAGGAUAUUACCCACCCCAAGAUGCGGAGGAGAAUCGAGAACCCCAGAAUUAUCCUCCUGGACUGCCCUCUGGAGUACAAGAAGGGUGAAUCCCAAACCAACAUUGAAAUCACCAAGGAAGAUGACUGGAACCGAAUUCUACAGAUUGAAGAGGAGCAAGUGAAGCACAUGUGCGAUGCUAUCUUAGCUCUGAAGCCUGAUGUUGUCAUCACCGAGAAGGGUGUCUCUGAUCUCGCACAGCACUUCUUGAUGAAGGCCAAUGUUACAGCACUCCGCCGAGUGAGGAAAACGGACAACAACCGUAUUGCUAGAGCUACGGGUGCCACUAUCGUCAACCGCGUGGACGAUCUCCAGGAGUCCGAUGUUGGAACCGCAUGCGGUCUCUUCGAGAUUGAGAAGAUUGGUGACGAAUACUUCACCUUCCUCAGGAAGUGCCAGAACCCUAAGGCUUGCACAAUCCUCCUCCGUGGUCCCUCCAAGGACAUUAUCAACGAGAUCGAGCGCAAUCUGCAGGAUGCCAUGUCUGUUGCCCGGAACGUGAUCUUCCACCCUCGACUGUGCCCUGGCGGUGGUGCCAUUGAAAUGGCUGUCUCUGUCAGGCUUAGCCAAUUGGCCAAGUCUAUUGAAGGCGUCCAGCAGUGGCCUUACAAGGCUGUCGCCGACGCCAUGGAGGUUAUCCCACGUACACUUGCACAGAACGCUGGCGCUAGCCCGAUCCGUGUCCUCACUCGUCUGAGGGCCAAGCACGUCGAGGGCCACACCACAUGGGGUCUUGACGGUGACUCUGGCGCUUUAGUGGACAUGAAGGAAUACGGGGUCUGGGAGCCUGAAGCGGUCAAGCUUCAGAGUAUUAAGACUGCUGUUGAGUCCGCAUGUCUGCUGCUCCGUGUAGAUGAUAUUUGCAGCGGUAAGUCUGCACAGCAGGCCGCUGCUAACCCCAGCGGUGGGGAUGACUAG
This is a messenger RNA of Aspergillus ochraceoroseus IBT 24754, 1620 nucleotides long. Its product is annotated as chaperonin-containing T-complex subunit CCT3. Gene Ontology annotation, molecular function: ATP-dependent protein folding chaperone; ATP binding; ATP hydrolysis activity. The record is from RefSeq and is a predicted model, not a curated record. Gene Ontology annotation, biological process: protein folding. NCBI's taxonomy places the organism in Eukaryota, Fungi, Ascomycota, Eurotiomycetes, Eurotiales, Aspergillaceae. The transcript is spliced from 6 exons. Gene Ontology annotation, cellular component: chaperonin-containing T-complex. Bases 1 to 1620 code for a protein of 539 amino acids.